Messenger RNA from Protopterus annectens (West African lungfish), 2710 nucleotides. It is a transcript of the gene ACSL4, whose product is annotated as acyl-CoA synthetase long chain family member 4. Gene Ontology annotation, biological process: long-chain fatty-acyl-CoA metabolic process; long-chain fatty acid metabolic process; neuron differentiation. The transcript is spliced from 12 exons. Bases 1 to 1611 code for a protein of 536 amino acids. Gene Ontology annotation, molecular function: arachidonate-CoA ligase activity. The record is from RefSeq and is a predicted model, not a curated record. Lineage: Eukaryota; Metazoa; Chordata; Ceratodontiformes; Protopteridae. Gene Ontology annotation, cellular component: plasma membrane; endoplasmic reticulum; lipid droplet.
AUGGUUGUCAUUCAGGGUCCCUUCAAAUCCCGAGAACACAGUAGCCUCUGCUUAAUUGCUCUCAAACUCGGCACAGCCUUGUCAGUAGCUGUACUGGCACUGCUGUACAUAUCGGAAGGUGUAUUAUCAGAAAUUCAUAAUCUCAAACAUAUCAUCUGUGUGGACGAUAAGAUCAUCAAUAAAUCUGAAUUCCCUGCACGCAUACAGAUUCAUAAUAUUGCAGCUGUGGAGGAGUUGGGAGCUCAACCUGAAAACUUGAACAUUCGUAUAGAAAGGCCAUCGCCCACCGAUUUUGCAGUAAUAAUGUACACGAGUGGUUCCACAGGCCGUCCAAAAGGAGUAAUGAUAAAUCACAGUAACCUCAUAGCUGGAAUGACUGGACAGUGUGACAGGAUACCUGAACUCGGCCCAAAAGAUACAUAUAUUGGCUACUUACCUUUAGCUCAUGUACUAGAACUAACGGCAGAAGUGUCAUGUGUUGCAUAUGGCUGCAGGAUCGGAUACUCCUCUCCACAGACUCUGUCUGACCAGUCAACUAAAAUCAAGAAGGGCAGUAAAGGUGACUGCACCGUGCUGAAGCCCACUCUGAUGGCAGCUGUACCAGAAAUUAUGGAUCGUAUCUAUAAGAAUGUAAUGAGCAAAGUGCAAGAGAUGAAUUGUAUCCAGAGGAUGCUGUUUAAACUUGGUUAUAAGUAUAAACUGAAACAGAUAAAACAUGGAUACGAUGCACCUCUGUGUAAUAAGAUAUUAUUUAAGAAAGUCAAGUCCUUACUGGGUGGAAAUGUGCGAAUGAUGCUUUCGGGAGGUGCACCGCUCUCUCCACAAACGCAAAGAUUUAUGAAUGUCUGUUUCUGCUGCCCUGUUGGCCAGGGUUAUGGACUAACGGAAACCUGUGGAGCUGGAACUAUCACAGAUGUGUACGACUAUAGCACAGGCCGAGUGGGUGCUCCACUUAUUUGCUGUGAAAUUAAGCUUAGAGAUUGGGUGGAAGGUGGUUAUACAAAUCGUGAUGAGCCAAAUCCAAGAGGAGAGAUACUAAUAGGUGGACCUAAUGUUGCCAUAGGGUAUUUUCAAAGUGAAGGUAAUACUAAAGAAGAUUUCUUCACUGAGAAUGAGCAGCGAUGGUUCUGUACAGGAGAUGUUGGAGAGAUGCAUAGUGAUGGAUGUUUAGAAAUUAUUGAUCGCAAGAAGGAUUUGGUGAAAUUACAAGCAGGAGAAUAUGUAUCUCUAGGAAAAGUGGAGUCUGCCCUGAAAAACUGCUCACUUAUUGACAAUAUAUGUGCUUAUGCAAAUAGCCAUCAGUCUUACGUGAUUAGUUUUGUGGUGCCCAAUCAGAAGAAAUUAACUGCUUUGGCAGAGAAACGAGGCAUUAAGGGAACCUGGCAAGAGCUUUGUAACAUUCCAGAGAUGGAAACAGAAGUUUUAAAUGAAAUCAGACAGGAAGCGCGUAAACUUAAACUGGAAAGAUUUGAAAUACCAGUAAAGGUACGAUUAAGCCCUGACCCGUGGACACCAGAAACAGGCCUGGUAACUGAUGCAUUUAAACUUAAACGAAAAGAGCUGAAAAAUCAUUACCUCAAUGAUAUUGAAAGAAUGUAUGGAGGAAAGUAGAGCCUUGUCCUAACUGACUGCUAUACAAUGUGUUAAGUGUUGGAGUACCUCUGCAAACUGUAGCCUGAUGGAGCAUCACACUUCAGAACCACAAGCCUGUUGGAAGAAGACAUUUUUUUACUGAAUGCAGUUUCAUUAUGGUAGAAUUUUAAAGAGCAGGUCUCUACUUGCAUUUGUUUCUGUAAUUUAUUCAGGUGUUAAACUGUAUCUUCCAUUACCAUUCCUUUUUCUAGUGAUUUUUUUUUCAGUCUCUCCACAGAGAUGUCCAUUAAGCUUGAAUGUGGAUAGUCCUUGUACGGUCUUUUAUUCCAUAGACCUUCCAUGUUGGUUCAUCUGCUGUGUGUCUUUUCCUAGUGUUUAGAUGAAUAAACUCCAAACCAUACAGAAUUUUUUUUUCAGAGGAGGAUAGAGGUAAUGGAAUCUUGAGUACUAACAGCUAGGUUGAAACCUGAUCUUUAACAAUUUGCGCAUACUGAAAGCAUGUCAGGGACCUUGUACAGAGUGUGUGUUCUUACCACAUAUACAAUUUACUGUAGUACAUUUUUUAACCUAACUCUCUAUGUGCGCACACAAAUGACGAGUUCACAAAUUUAUAAGUACCAUUGUGUCUACCCUGUGAAAGAAAUAUUUUUGUUUUUCCAUUUUUAUGGAAAGACAUUUUCUCUGGCUUUAUAAAAAUGUUUUCUUAUUUAUAAAGAGUGCACUUGUUUUAAAUUACAUUUAUGGCCAGUAUGCACAUGAAGCAUUUUCCAGCUGACUGUUUCAACAGUAUCGGUUAAUCUACAUGUUUGCAUUUAGCGUGUGUGGAGUGCUCUGUGGAAGAAAGCUUCUUAAAUUUAGUUGUAUUUUUUUUAUUUCCUUAUUGAAUAAUUUAUUCUUACACUUGGUUCAGUGGUUAAAAAGGUGGUAAUAUUAUUAGUACCUUGGAUUAGCACUACUGCAAGAUGCCCUCUUUGUUUUGAAUAAACUUUCUUGACUGUUGUAACCAGUGUUAAUGACACCAUGAAGCUGCCUGUUCAUGUUGUAAGCAUUCAGUCCUCACUUCUAGGUGUUGUGCCAGUGAUGAAGGCACUUGUAUUAAAAAUAACUUUUGCAAGGA